AUGAACGAACGUCACCAUGACAAUAUACAAGAACAAAAGUCACUCCCGUCUUUAGCAUAUCAAUUAUGGCAACCCUGGCGACUUAUUGUCAUGAAUCCAAUUCCAGUCUUCUUAGCUUUUGUUAUUGCAAAUACGGUCUUUGUAACGUUUGGAGGAUUCUUACGUCUCUUGUCCGACUUGUUGACUCUUGCUGGACUACUCGUGAUACUUUUAUUCAGUCUUAUACUUGCUAUUCGACGACUGGCGUCGCUCAUAGCGUAUCCUGGUCAACUGAAGCUUGUGAUUCGAGAAGGUGAAGCUACUUUUGCUCGGUUAACGAAACGUCGUCUUCAAAUCUUUGCCGAGGCAGCAUCGGAACUUGCACAGGUAUUGGAUCUGGACACUGGCAAGAGUACGAAACCAGGAAGAUUACGCUUUUUACAGGUUCAUCAAAAUUUUGCCUUUGCUUUCGAGACAAUGAUGCUGCCGGUGGUGCAAUCACUGGAAAUUGUAGAACGAGAUGGUAAUUUGGGUCCGAACGGAAAACAAUUGCUGCAAGUGUUACAGGAGAUUGCGAUCUUGAACUCGCAGAAAUUGGCUGAACCGUGUUCGAAGCUUUGCUCAGCGUCAGAAAAGGUGUUUGAGAUGCAGAGAGUGAGAAUGUUUAGUGAGAACGAGAUUGUGGCGCCAGUAUCAGCAAAGACCACAGAGAAGGGGCUGAUCCCGCUUAAGCUGCUUGAAGGCGUCUCGAAACCUGUGCUCAAGAUGUCGACAAAUACCGUUGACUCGGCAUCACUAGAGGCUGAAGCGGCAGUGAUACCCAAACUUGAUGGAGUUUUACAUCCACUGGUUGCGUUUGAAGUGGCAUUGCGACGACUACAAGCUGUAAUUCCGCUGAUUGGAAGACCGCAGACGGAUGCACCAGCUACUAGAAAUGUGAACUGGAUUGCUAAGGAAAUUUGUCGAGGAUCGACUCCAGAGGUCGACUAUAUUGCAACGCUCGAGAUGCUUCGCGCUGACAUAACCGCGCGCUUUAAAGGUGAGCAGAUAUGGAUUCCAGGCUACCAAGGUCAUCAGGUGGAUGCGAUGUUGAUGCCACCAGCAUCAAGCGGCCGUGACGCUGUCGACCGCCCUGUUGUCGUUUUGUGCAAUCCAAACGGCGGGCUGUACGAGUUUCAUCACUUGCAGAUGGAUUGGGUCAAGUUUUACACCGCGGAUUUGGAUUGCUUCGUGCUUGUGUACAAUUACCGAGGGUACGGGCGCUGCAAAGGUUCGCCGUCUCCAGCGAUGCAUAACCUGGAUGGGCUGGCCAUUGUCGAAUACCUUAAAACCGAACGUAAGAUCGAACGAAUUGCAGUUCACGGCGAGUCCAUUGGCGGUCUUGUGGCCACAUAUGUGGCUCGCAUGUCACCUCACGUGAGCGUGCUGAUCGCAGACCGCACAUUUGCGACUGUAUCAGCGCUUGCCCAGCGUAUGAUUGCAAGGUGGGCGGGAACUGUGGUUGACCACAUCAUGCGCUGGGAAACCGACAACGUGCAGAAUUAUUUGAGCGCAACCUGUGCUAAGCUGUUAUGCUCGGAUCCGUGCGACGAUAUUAUCCUGGAUGAAGCUUCGCUCAAGUCUGGCGUAGCAUUAAACCUUGAAUUGGGAGACAAGACGUUCAAGCUUCCUCGUCAACGUAAAGCUGACGGUUCGCCUACUUCCCUGGCAUCACAAAUGAACAUAAUGCGUAAUAUUCGGUUGCGAUGUGGUCCUCAGAGUACUCACCGUGUUAGCGAAGCUGCGAGUCACCCGCUAUUAGGAGAGCCGUUGACAGAGGCUAUAGUGGCACGAUUCAGUGAAGCCGUUUUGUCUGUUGGCCGACGGGCGCUGGAUUAUACUUCUUAUCGUGAUAACGGCAAAACAGCAGGUGGCCAUGAUAGCAAGACGAAUGAAGAAGCCGGAGGUCCCGAUGAAACAAUUGGUGCGACUAGCCCGAGCCACGUUGCUAUUUCAGUGGAAGAUGCUGCAGCUACUACAACUGAAGAUGAAAGUGCUACGGACAACGAACAACAUUCAAUGCUUCCAUCCGACACAAGUGAAGCACGUGCUGCCGUUACCGCGACUUCCGCAUUCCCCAACAAGCUCUUGGCUGUCAUUUGGAUGCAACUCGCUCGUCUGGACGGCUACUGCGGUCAGGUUCUUCUUCAAGCUGCAGAGAACGGUGGCUAUGACAAGAUCCGCGCUUGGACUGUGUCGCUAUUGACAUGGGGUGGUCGCCUGACCCCCCAACGCAGAAAUGUGCGUUCGCUGGAGCCUUUUGACCAUGGUGGCAUUUUCAUCGUGCCAACGACGGUUGCUGAAGUGCAUACAAUGUUGCAGCAUCUUGUAGAGCAGUACCCGGCUCUCAGGUUUGACUACGAUAUUAGUUUCGUGGUACUCAUGGUCGAGUAUUUGAAUGACGCAUUACAGCGACGAUGGCGUCAUUUAGACAACCCUUCGACCGACGAACCUGGCGUUGAAAGCGAAGGUGCACAAAACGACAAGAAGGACAACAAAACUGUUGCUGCAGAGCAGAGUAAGGCAGCCAUUCCAUUAUUGAUAGACACCGGCGAUCCUUCAUUAGGCUGUCUGUUACCACUGCAUUGCGGCCACAACAAAAACUACGAAGACACAGAGAAACAGGCACUGAUUGGCUUCCUACAGCAUGUGGGCUUUGUUGAACCAACUAAAUAG
Peronospora belbahrii is the source of this 2694-nucleotide messenger RNA. NCBI's taxonomy places the organism in Eukaryota, Oomycota, Peronosporomycetes, Peronosporales, Peronosporaceae. The record is from the annotation of a GenBank genome assembly.